CAAGCGCCUAGUGCGUUGCCGAACUACUUCCCGGGACGUGGUCUGCCUUGCCAACCGGACAGUGAGGCACCGCGAAUAGCCGGGCAUCUGCGCUGAUUUAUAAACGCACCAUCGCCUCAAAGCAUUUCACUCACGUGUAUUUCUUUCAGUCUCGUCCGCUUUACCAUGGAAGAUUGGACACAAACGAGCUCACUAGAAAUGGCGCUUCAAAAAAUCAAGAUACCCAUCCUAUCAUUGCAAGUUCAGCGACGACCUCCGCUCUGUCGGCCCCGGUACACCCUAGCGCCCAUCGAAUCCCUUCCGAACGAGCUCCUCUCCGAGAUCUUCGCGUUCGGCGCCGGAGGAGCAUCUACUGUCUCAUUCGACGACUCUGACGACUUUCACGACCUCAUUUCCCUCCCCAUCACCGUCUCCCAUGUGUGCCGUCACUGGCGCCAAGUCGCCUUGUCUACGGCGACCCUGUGGUCGACGAUUGUCCUUACGUUCCCCAGCAGCUCGGUUCAGCUCACGCGGACCCUGACUUGGCUCCACCGCUCUCGCAAUCGCGCACUCCAUCUGUUCCUUGACUUCCGUGACCCGGACUGGAAUUGGUCGGAGAAUACCCAUCCGUUCUCAUGGAAAAGCAUGGAGAACGUCAUGCGUCUCCUCGUACCCCACGCCCACCGCUGGUCGCGUGUUGAGCUCCUCACCGACACCUGGUCCCCCAUCUUCACCUUCCUCUGGUACGCGUCGCGUAUCACCUCCGCCCCCAUCCUCGAAGACAUCAAGGUCUCGCGCUGCAACGCCUUCUUCGCAUCCAAGGGGGAGACGUUCCGCCCGCUCGACAUGCGCACGCCCAUCGCGUGGUUCAACAGCGGUACCGCACUCACAAACCUACGGCGUGUCAGCCUCGCGGGCGUUCACGUGGACUGGGCACACGCUGGCCUCGCAGGGCUCGAGGAGCUCGAGCUCAAGUUCCACGCAGCAGACGUGAUGCCCACCCUGCGCGAGUUUGCGGACAUAGUCGCCGCGUCCCCUAAUCUGCGGCGCCUCGCCGUCGUGGGGUGGGGGCCCCGUCUGGGGCCCUCAGACGCCGCGCAGGGCACGACGGACCCCGACUUCGUUAGGGCACAGCACAGCGUUCGCCUACCGAACCUGGAGGAGCUGAUGCUGGGAUAUGUCGACGCGGCCUACGCCGUCGACUUCCUUUCCCUGCUUUGUAUGCCUACGCUGCGCCAUCUCAAGCUGGAAGAUCUCUCGCCUCUUCUCGCCGCCGUGGGCCCGAGGGAAGAUGUUACGCCGUUGCUCGAGUACGCCCUGUGGUUGUACUCGUCCCGGUGUCCGAGAGAAGCUCACUCUAUUAGCUGCUGCACGACCAAGUGCCUACCCCUAUCUACGCUCGAAAGCCUCGAGCUGCGCUCCGUGCGUGUGGCGAGCGGCAGCGCCGGUCCCAUACGGAGACUGCUCCAGGCAUGCUCAUCGCUUCUUCGGCUCCGUUUGACCAAUCUAGACGAUGCAACGCUGUGCGCCUUGUUACCCUCGUUGAUCGACGAGGCACCACAGGACGUGGGGUUAGGUGUAAGCACGAGCGCGAGCACCGGCGGAGGGCUUGUACCGUCCACACUCUGUCCAAGCCUGGAGAGUCUUGAGUGCGCUCACAGCGAGAAACCUGUCCUAGCUAAGCUUUUCCAGAUCUCGCAUGCGGUCGAGAGCCGUCCCGCAUCCCCAAAACGUGUCCAUACUUCAAUUCUAUCUGCAUAGUCCCUGACUCAUAGAGGCCUUCGCCUUCGAAUGGGGCCCCCAGCGGCCUUUCUUUGCCCACAUCGCUCCUUUGCCUUAACUUGCUCCCCUCUUUCCCUAUCGCAUCUCUAUCUCCCAUCCAUCAUAUAUACGGACAAUCGCCUCACUGAUCAUCCAUC
Messenger RNA from Coniophora puteana RWD-64-598 SS2, 1898 nucleotides. RefSeq lists its product as uncharacterized. The record is from RefSeq and is a predicted model, not a curated record. Bases 166 to 1740 code for a protein of 524 amino acids. The transcript is spliced from 3 exons. Gene Ontology annotation, molecular function: protein binding. NCBI's taxonomy places the organism in Eukaryota, Fungi, Basidiomycota, Agaricomycetes, Boletales, Coniophoraceae.